UUGCCCGCUAUGGCGGCGAUGCCGAGGUUGGGGUUGGGAUGCGGCGCUUCUGACUGAGGGGGUAGGCCAGUCGGAGGCAUCGGAAACAUCGGCGCGGCUCAGAAGAGGACCAGCCUGGACGCCGGGGACGCUGUCAUGUACGGCGCGGGCGGAGGCCGCGCCAAAACCGAGAGGAAAAGCGGCGCGAAGGAGGAGGCCGGGCCUGGCGGUGCCGGUGGUGGGGGGAACCGAGUGGAACUGCUGGUCUUCGGCUAUGCCUGCAAGCUGUUCCGGGACGAUGAGCGGGCCCUGGCCCAGGAACAGGGACAGCACCUCAUCCCCUGGAUGGGGGACCACAAGAUCCUCAUCGACAGAUAUGAUGGGCGCGGUCACCUGCAUGACCUUUCUGAGUACGAUGCUGAGUAUUCCACGUGGAACAGAGAUUACCAGCUCUCUGAAGAGGAGGCACGAAUAGAUGCCCUGUGUGAUGAGGAGAGGUAUUUAGCCUUGCAUACGGACUUGCUUGAGGAGGAGGCAAGGCAAGAGGAAGAAUACAAGCGAUUGAGUGAAGCACUGGCAGAGGAUGGGACCUAUAAUGCAGUGGGAUUCACUUACGGCAGCGAUUAUUAUGACCCGUCAGAACCGACGGAGGAAGAGGAGCCUUCUAAACAACGAGAAAAAAAUGAGGCCGAAAACAUAGAGGAAAAUGAGGAGCCUUUCAUAGCCCCUUUGGGGCUGAACGUGCCGCCUGACGUGGAGCUGCCACCAACAGCCAAAAUGCAUGCUAUCAUUGAGCGCACAGCCAACUUCGUGUGCAAACAGGGAGCACAGUUUGAAAUAAUGCUGAAAGCCAAGCAGGCCCGGAAUUCUCAAUUCGACUUUCUACGUUUUGAUCACUACCUCAAUCCCUACUACAAAUUCAUCCAGAAAGCUAUGAAAGAGGGACGCUAUACAGUGCUGGCAGAGAACAAAAAUGAAGAGAAAAAGAAGUCAGGGGUCAGCUCUGACAAUGAAGAUGAUGAUGAUGAGGAAGAUGGGAAUUAUCUGCACCCAUCUCUCUUUGCUUCCAGAAAGUGUGACCGCCUGGAAGAACUGAUGAAGCCUUUGAAGGUGGUGGACCCAGAUCACCCCCUUGCCGCACUGGUCCGGAAAGCCCAGGCAGACAGCCCUGCACCUGCCCCACCCCCCGCAGAUGGCGCAGCCCCUCAGCCCUCCCAAGUGGAGUACACCACUGACUCGACAGUGGCAGCCAUGUAUUACAGCUACUACAUGCUACCCGACGGCACCUACUGCCUGGCUCCUCCCCCACCAGGGGUUGAUGUUGCCACUUACUACAGCACCCUGCCUGCUGGAGUGGCCGUGUCCAGCUCCACUGGAGUGACAGCCAGUGCCCCACCACCUCCCGGGACCACACCACCACCACCCCCAAGCACAGCAGAGUCAAGUAGCGGAGUGACCUCCACCACCAUCACCACAAGUGCACUUGCUCCCGUGGCUGCCAUCAUCCCCCCACCCCCAGACAUUCAGCCCGUGAUUGACAAGCUGGCAGAAUACGUGGCUAGGAACGGCCUUAAAUUUGAGACCAGCGUUCGUGCCAAGAAUGAUCAAAGGUUUGAGUUCCUCCAGCCUUGGCACCAGUAUAAUGCCUACUAUGAGUUUAAGAAGCAGUUCUUCCUCCAGAAGGAAGGGGGUGAGAGCACACAGGCUGCGUCAGCACCAGAAGAGGCUCCUACAGAAUCUGUUCCUGAAAAGCCCAGUGAUGUAGGGGAGGAUGAUAUGUCUGAAGACCCAGCUGACGUGGGAGGAAGAGGCAGCUCAGUGGGGAAGAAGGAGGUGCCAUCCAGCAAAGUUGUCCUGGACGGGAAGCUCGUGAAAGCUUCAUUUGCUCCAAUAAGCUUUGCAAUCAAGGCCAAAGAAAAUGAUCUACUUCCCCUGGAAAAAAAUCGUGUUAAGCUAGAUGAUGACAGUGAUGAUGAUGAAGAAAGCAAAGAAGGUCAAGAAAGUUCUAGUAGUGCUACAAACACUAACCCGGCAGUUGCCCCACCCUGUGUAGUUGUUGAGGAGAAGCGGCCUCAACUUACCCAGGAGGAGCUAGAAGCAAAGCAAGCAAAGCAAAAGCUGGAGGACCGACUCGCUGCCGCUGCCAGGGAAAAGCUGGCCCAGGCGUCUAAGGAGUCCAAGGAGAGGCAACUGCAAGCAGAACGUAAAAGGAAAGCAGCCCUGUUUUUACAAACCUUAAAAAAUCCUCAGCCAGAAGCAGAAGUAGGAAAAGUUGAGGAGAACACUUUCAACAUAGAGGAAGCCAGCACUGUGCCCUGUCCUCUUCUGGCUGGAGGUAGACCUCUGCCCACCUUAGACACUAAACCCACAGAAGGGCCUUCAAGCAGAAGCAAAGACCUGCCCAGAGAAGAAGAGAGAGAAAAGAAAAAGAAAAAGCACAAAAAACGGUCUCGAACAAGAUCACGCUCUCCCAAGUACCACUCAUCCUCCAAGUCCAGGUCCAGACCCCACUCAAAAGCAAAGCACUGUCUUCCUAGUGCCUACCGGACAGCACGGCGCUCUAGGUCCCGGUCCCGGUCCCCGCGAAGAAGAGCUCACUCCCCCGAGAGACGGAGGGAAGAACGAAGUGUCCCCACUGCCUACCGGAUGAGUAACAGCCCUGGGGUCAGCAGGAAGCGAACCCGGUCCAGAAGUCCCCAUGAGAAGAAGAAGAGGAGGCGCUCAAGGUCACGGACCAAAUCCAAGGCUGGCUCUCAGUCUGCAUCCCCGAGCAAGCAGGCCCCACGCCGGCACUCGGCCCACUCGGCCAGCAUCUCUCCCGUGGAGAGUCGGGGCUCCAGCCAGGAGCGCUCCAGGGGAGUAUCUCAGGAAAAAGAUGGUCAGAUCUCUUCAGCAAUUGUUUCCUCUGUGCAGAGCAAAAUAACUCAGGACCUCAUGGCCAAAGUAAGAGCAAUGCUCGCAGCUUCCAAAAGCAUGCAGACCAGCGCCUCCUGAGACGCCGGUGGGUGGCAGCCCCCACCUGUACAGACCUUCACAGAGCACCGACCAGGCCCCAGACUCCUGGACUAUGGUGGUUUUUGUAAAUUAAUUUUUGGUGACAUUUUCAGUUUAAGAUUUUUGACCAGCAGUCUCUUACCUGUAUAUUUGUAAAUAAUAUCAUGUUUCUGUGAAAAUGUAUUAUCAAAUAAAAUGGGAGGAAAACACCUUUUCUAGCCA
Molecule: messenger RNA, 3195 nt
Organism: Manis javanica (Malayan pangolin)
Lineage: Eukaryota; Metazoa; Chordata; Mammalia; Pholidota; Manidae
Gene: SFSWAP
Product: splicing factor SWAP
Biological process (GO): RNA processing; mRNA 5'-splice site recognition
Molecular function (GO): RNA binding
Source: RefSeq, a predicted model, not a curated record